Bactrocera oleae (olive fruit fly) is the source of this 1488-nucleotide messenger RNA. The record is from RefSeq and is a predicted model, not a curated record. Lineage: Eukaryota; Metazoa; Arthropoda; Insecta; Diptera; Tephritidae.
AUGGAAUUGCUGCAACGCUUGCUGUACACCGCCUUAAGUGCUGCCUCAAUUAUAUAUUUCAUAGUCAAAGCGAGCCUCUCGCAUUGGAAGCGGCGCGGUAUAUUACACGAGAAGCCGAGAUUCUUAGUUGGUAAUUUGGGUGGCGUUGGUGGCAAACGCCAUAUUAGCGCUGUGCUGGAGCAACUUUACGAAAAGUACAAAGGUCAAGCACCCUUCAUAGGUUGUUAUGCAUAUUUGAAACCAAUGGUUUUAAUAUUGGAUUUAGAUUUGGUGCGAAAUGUGCUCAUAACACAUUCUGAAUACUUCAAGGAGCGCGGCGUAUUCGGUAAUGCGCUACAUGAUCCACUCUCAGCAAAUUUGCUCCAACAAGAUGGUUCAGAUUGGCAACGUCUAAAUACGGUGGUGUGCCCAGCUUUCGCGCAAGAUAAUAUCUCACAGAUGCUACCAACGUUGGAGAAGGCCGCAAGCACAAUGCAUCGCUCUUUGACUCAAGCGGCGGAAGAUAAUGCAGUGCCCAUAAAUAAUUUGGUGGAUUGUUAUAACAUUGAUGUCAUUUCUACACUGGCGUUUGGCAUUAGUGGGGAAACGUUGCUCAAUUCCGAUACAGAAUUCCGUCGUAUGGCGCGUAGCUACCUCAAAGACUUCAACAUGUUUCGUCUAUAUUUUCUUAUGUAUUUUCCGAAUCUUGCUCGCUUGUUACGCUACAAAAACUACGAACAAGCUGCAACCGAUUAUUUUCUUAAGAUAGUGCGCCAGAAACUCUUCGAACAGGAGUGGAGUCGCUUAGAUAAACGGAAUAGUUUCUUUCACAUGUUUGCUGAGUUGAAACGAGAUCGCGACCCAAAAAGACGAUUAAGUGACGAAGAAAUAGCAGCACAGGCAUUUUCCUUUAUCCUUAUGGGAUUGGAAACAUGCAACUCGGCGAUGACAUUUUGCUUGUAUGAAUUGGCGCUGCAGCCGGAUUUGCAGCGUCGUGUACAGGCAGAAAUAUGCAAUGUGCUCAAGCGCAAUGAAAAUGGUAUGGAUAGUAAAAAUUUGAACGAUAUGAAUUUGCUGAGACAAUGUUUGAACGAAACUUUACGCAAGCAUACACCUUACGCUUUCUUAUUACGCAAUACGAAUGAGGAUUACGAAGUGCCUAAUUCUAUAUUCAUGCUGCGUACAGACAAUCAUCUAGUCAUCCCAACAGCGGCAAUACACCGUGAUCCAGUGCUUUAUCCCGAGCCAAAUAAAUUCGAUCCGGAACGUUUUAGUGAGGAAAAUAUUAAGCUACGCCAUCCAAUGGCUUUCUUACCCUACGGUGCCGGCCCCCGUUACUGCCUAGCGCAAGAAUUUGCCGAAAAGCAAAUACUGGUUGGGCUCGCAACACUGCUACGUUAUUACAGUUUCAGUCCAUGCCGCGAAACACCCAUUCCACUGGUGUACGAUAGCAAGCGUUUGGUGCUUACACCAAAAGGCAAAUUGAUUUUAAAAGUUCAGCGUGUGUGA